This is a messenger RNA of Megachile rotundata (alfalfa leafcutting bee), 1081 nucleotides long. It is a transcript of the gene Tctp, whose product is annotated as translationally controlled tumor protein. Gene Ontology annotation, cellular component: cytoplasm. The record is from RefSeq and is a predicted model, not a curated record. Gene Ontology annotation, molecular function: calcium ion binding. NCBI's taxonomy places the organism in Eukaryota, Metazoa, Arthropoda, Insecta, Hymenoptera, Megachilidae.
UGCACCUUCAAAUACCUGCACUCUCUUCCGGUUCGCUCUUUGAGGGUGACUGAGUCUUUUAGUUUAGCUGUAAUUAAAUCUUUCUCCAUCUUCCACCAUGAGGAUUUACAAGGAUAUUUUUACCGGUGAUGAGAUGUUCUCUGAUACCUACAAAAUGAAAUUGAUCGAUGAUGUUUUAUAUGAAGUAUAUGGCAAGGUGGUUACUCGUAAAGCUGGUGAUAUAGAAAUAGCUGGAUUUAACCCAUCUGCUGAGGAAGCUGACGAAGGCACAGAUGAAGCAGUGGAGAGUGGUGUUGAUGUGGUUCUAAAUCAUCGGCUUCAAGAGACCUUUGCAUUUGCAGACAAAAAGUCUUACACCUUAUACCUUAAGGAUUAUAUGAAAAAAUUAGUAGCAAGACUGGAAGAGAAAGCUCCUGAUCAAGUAGAAGUAUUCAAAACCAAUACAAAUAAAGUUAUGAAAGACAUAUUGAGUCGUUUUAAAGACUUACAAUUCUUCACUGGAGAAUCUAUGGAUAUUGAUGGUCUUGUUGCAUUAAUGGAAUACCGUGAAAUUGAUGGUGACUCUGUGCCUGUACUCAUGUUCUUCAAGCACGGCCUUGAAGAAGAGAAAUUCUAAAAAAUUCUAGAUAUUCAACAAAUUGUGGAAAAAUAUUAUGAACUCAAAUCAAGACUGUAUACAUGCUGAGAAGCUGUGAAAUUUAGUUAAAGGGAAACAAUUCUACUUCCAAUCUCAUUUUGUAAUGUAGUUAAAUUAUUCAUUUAAAUGAUUAACAGAAGAAACAAGUAAUUAAUUGUACAUAUAGAAUAACUAAAGGGAAAAUGAUAAAAGAACCAUUAACCCUUCAAUAUAUCGGUAUUUGAUUCACUGUGACGUUUGUAAUAUUAUUUUCUACUUUCUUUUUUUACUCGACACUAUUGGAGCAUUUAAUUUAUAAUUAAUACAAUGGAAGAUGGGGAAAGAACUUUGCAGCAAUGGAAGUAUCAAAAAUAUGUAUAAUUGUUAUUCUUAAGAAUAUCAGUGAAUAAUAUCAGAAACAUACUCUGUAUAAUGUCCAUCAUGAAUAAAAGUGUGUUUUCUUAA